AUGUCGAUCCACAAGUCGCGCGCCGUGUCAGCCCGUGGGGAGGAAGGAAGCUUAUCUCAGCUUACUACACUUGAGGCGGUGAUGCGGAAACAGCUAGAUGCUUGCAUUAAGGCAAAAACGUCCGAUGAAGCUAAGGCUGUAAUGAAUCAAGUCGUUGUCGAAGUUCAAACUACCACCAAAUCUUUGGAGCAGCUUGGAAAGGUCAACGUUGAUGCCACGGCUACAGCUGACAUAGCGGUUCGCGUGGCAUGCAUUAUAGAGAUUCUCAUUAAAAUGUUGUUAAAACUUUCACGCAAGUUUGGAGCUGACUUUGUUGUCGGUCUGUGCGGCGAAAUCGACAUCGUUCUCAAGGGCCUACUCGUUACUAUCGAAGGAUUGUUUGCAGGUAUCCUUGUGCUUGUACUCAAGAAGAUUGUUGAUGUCAAGACCAGUGCAAUAAUGCAGCUUGACUUGACCCAAUGUGCCAAGGUGCUGGGUUUGAUUGGUUGA
This is a messenger RNA of Rhizoctonia solani, 489 nucleotides long. Its product is annotated as replicase polyprotein 1ab. The record is from RefSeq and is a predicted model, not a curated record. NCBI's taxonomy places the organism in Eukaryota, Fungi, Basidiomycota, Agaricomycetes, Cantharellales, Ceratobasidiaceae. The coding region runs from base 1 to 489 and encodes 162 amino acids. The transcript has 4 exons.